AUGGCAAAGAUGUCAGAUCCUCUUGUGGUUGGGAGAGUCAUUGGAGAUGUUGUUGAUUCCUUCUCCCAAAGUGUAAAAAUGACAGUCACUUACAACUCCAACAAGAAGGUUUAUAAUGGUCAUGAGCUAUUUCCUUCCUCACUAACCCUCAAGCCUAAGGUUGAGGUUCAUGGAGGCGAUUUGAGGUCAUUCUUUACACUGGUUAUGACCGAUCCAGAUGUUCCCGGUCCUAGUGACCCCUACCUAAGGGAGCAUUUGCACUGGAUAGUGAAUGACAUCCCAGGCACAACUGAUACCACAUUUGCAGGAAAAGAGAUGGUGAAAUAUGAAAUACCAAGGCCAAACAUAGGGAUCCACAGGUUUGUGUUUCUUCUGUUCAAGCAGAAAGGCAGGCAGACAGUGAUCCCUCCUCCUUCAAAAGACCACUUCAACACACGAAAAUUUGCAGAAGCAAACGACCUCGGCCUUCCUGUGGCUGCUGUCUUUUUCAAUGCCCAAAGGGAAACUGCUGCAAGAAGACGCUAAAACAAGUACCCAGAAAAAGCCGACACCAAGCUGGAACUUGAAAUGGAUAACUACAAUUAUAAUAAACCAGGGGGUUGCGUUUAGCCUAACAUAAUGAUUAAUUAGAGGAAGUAUUG
Molecule: messenger RNA, 641 nt
Organism: Prunus mume (Japanese apricot)
Lineage: Eukaryota; Viridiplantae; Streptophyta; Magnoliopsida; Rosales; Rosaceae
Source: RefSeq, a predicted model, not a curated record